Messenger RNA from Fusarium verticillioides 7600, 234 nucleotides. RefSeq lists its product as hypothetical. The transcript is spliced from 2 exons. The record is from RefSeq and is a predicted model, not a curated record. Lineage: Eukaryota; Fungi; Ascomycota; Sordariomycetes; Hypocreales; Nectriaceae. The coding region runs from base 1 to 234 and encodes 77 amino acids.
AUGUCUGAAAUGCACGAGCAGGGGUCAAAGCUGCCUGGGCUAUGGCGUCCUGUUGCGAUGGGAGAAGGGUAUGGCAAGUCGUGGGAAACUGCCCAUGUUGUUGCAAGCCAUCAUCGCCAGUUCGGCUUUGCAUAUGUCAAACGCCUCUCAAUUUCGACCAAGCGCGUCAAGCAUCUUUGCAACGACGGCAUCGCCUCAGAACAGCAGAGACGUAGUGGGCUCUUUAUCGAUUGA